Messenger RNA from Brassica napus (rape), 1647 nucleotides. RefSeq lists its product as uncharacterized. The record is from RefSeq and is a predicted model, not a curated record. Bases 1 to 1647 code for a protein of 548 amino acids. The transcript is spliced from 4 exons. NCBI's taxonomy places the organism in Eukaryota, Viridiplantae, Streptophyta, Magnoliopsida, Brassicales, Brassicaceae.
AUGAAUCACAACUCUCACUUGGCUGCUUUGCAGAUGGCCGAGGAAGCAGUUGGCUUAGAUGCGUGGGAAUCCAUUAAAACAUCAUCUGUUGGAGUUAUUGUGAAGUUGAAAGAGAUGGAUUAUACAUGGUCAGCCAAGGCAGUUCACCAUUUAUUGACAAACCAAUUGGUGGUUAAUAAUAUCCAUGAGAUAUGGUCUGUCAUAGAAGGUCAACCAAUUAGGCUAUCUCUAUAUGAGUUUGGUCAGAUUACAGGUUUUAAUUGUGAGCCUUUCGACAUAAAUGAUAAGGUGGAGGUUGAUCAUAAGCCGUUUUGGGAAGAGAUUGGUGUGUCUCCUUCACAUGGUCCUAUGUUUUCUGAGCUGCGCUUGUUGUUAACUCAGAUUAGGAAUUGGUCAUUUGAGAAGAGAAGAAUGAUUGGCUUACUCAGUGUCUUAUCUAUUGGAGUACUUGGCAUCUCUCCUGGCAGUAGAAUUCCUUUGGAACAAGCAAAGAGAGUUCUAGACAUAGAAGCAUUUGAGAGAUACCCUUGGGGACGUGUCGCAUUUUCUAGCCUAGUAAAUUCAGUGAAAGUUAUUUCAUUUGAAGAAAGGAACAAGUAUACUCUUCGCGGAUGCGUACAUGCUCUCCUAAUCUGGGUGUAUGAGUCGAUACCUGGUAUUGGAGAAGAAUAUGGGAAUCGUAUAGAGGGUAACCAGGUUCCUCUUCUCUCUUGGUCUGCAUCCCGUUGCCGCAUAAACUGGGAUCUGUUUUAUAAAAAGGAGAAAAGUCUCCAUCAGAAGGUACGAGUCAGACAUCUCAUUGUCAAAUCAGAAGCUGAGAUAUGCCCUCAAUGGCCGGAGGACAAGGUUGAUGAUGAUCUUCACAACUUGAUCACAGACAUUCUACAUGGCGAGCUCGAUGAUACAUAUUGGAACCAGAACACAUGUAAUGCACCAGUAGCAAACAAAGCGAAAAGAAAACUAGCAAGCGAAUGUGAAGCGUGUAUCAAGAAAAAAAUGCCAAAAGAGAGGACAUCUGAUUAUGCAUGUGGAUCCGGCCUUAGGUCCGAUGGAGAUGAUGGAUUCAAGCAUGAUUUAAUUGAAGCAGUGAAGACACUGACUUCAACGGUUGCAAGUAUGGACAAAAUAGUUGCUGAGAAGGUGUUGACUGCCGUAGACACAACGAUUGAGGCAAAAGUAAAUGCAAGAGUUGGUCAAGCCGAGCUGGUACUUGCGAAGCAAAUCUCAACGUUAAAAGAAGAUGUUGCUAUACUUCGAGAGCAGAUGCAAGUCAUUGCCCCAAAAAAUGAUGCACACUUUGUAAACCAAGAAGAUGAAGUCAACGGCAAUGACCCCUCAUGGAUGGUCCAAGACAAGGCACCAACACAUUUGGAUGCUGCAGCAGUGCAAUGUGUGGUUAGAAAGAAAGCCAAAAAUUCAGAGGUCAAGCUAACGUCUCAUGUUCUACUUGCCACUGAUGGUGAGAAGGUUGUUGGAAAAAAUCAAGCAAAAAAAGCCGCUGGAGAUUUGAAAACAGUGAAGAAGGAGAAGAAUGUAGUUCCACAACUCAGAGAUUCUGCUGAAACAUGGUCUAAUUCAGAAGACAGGAACAAAUAUGGUAAACUAGAUGCCACAUUAGACCAGUUGGCAGCAUCAUUCUUGGAUUGA